This is a messenger RNA of Penicillium canariense, 1074 nucleotides long. Its product is annotated as SANT/Myb-like DNA-binding domain-containing protein. The transcript is spliced from 2 exons. The coding region runs from base 1 to 1074 and encodes 357 amino acids. Lineage: Eukaryota; Fungi; Ascomycota; Eurotiomycetes; Eurotiales; Aspergillaceae. The record is from RefSeq and is a predicted model, not a curated record.
AUGUCCGUAACACUGGCGGACCCGUACCGAGGCUUCGCGAUCAACUUUUCCCACGCGGACAAGCCCGAUGACCAUGAUAUCAUUGCCUACGAUGCUCGGAACAAGUUGAACGGGCUUCCCUUCCAGCCCGGCUGCUCCCAUUCUCCCUAUGACCAGCACCCUCAUGCGGCAACGCCGCUGUUGCCCCAUCCGGCACCUCAGACCAACAGCUUCAAUGAUCCGCAGCCGAGCUAUGCCCCGGUUCAUCAGAUGCUCCCGCCUCCGCCGCAUUAUGGCUAUGAGCUCACGCCACCGCAAGACAAUAGGAAACGCAAGCGGUCAAGGUCCGGCGGCGAAGGCGAUAGCGGCCGCAAUGUGAGUCGCCACCUUGGACCCCGAGAGCAUCUACCAGCCCUGGCUCUUGAUGGAAUGGGCACUGGAAUGGGUACUGCCGCCGAACAGUCGGACAUGCUGUUCGCUGUUCACACUGGUCCUUCCACGUCGCUUCCGCCUUCGAACCAGAUCUACCCCUCUCCGAUUGCUCUCCCAGCCCCGCAGCAGCAUCACCACCACCGUCUUCCUCUCCAGCUAUUAGAUGCCCAUGCUGCCUCGUCCGCGAUACUGGGAGCUCCCCCAACCGUGGUAGGUCAGCCGGGCAUGCCAGACCCGGCACCUCGACCCCGGGGGCCCAAGCUCAAGUUCACGCCCGAGGAGGAUGCACUGCUGGUAGACCUGAAAGAGGAAAAGAAUCUGGCGUGGAAGCAAAUUGCGGACUUUUUCCCGGGACGAACGAGUGGGACAUUGCAGGUGCGGUACUGCACGAAGCUCAAGGCAAAGGACGUGGUCUGGACGGAUGAGAUGUUAUCACGACUUCAGCACGCGCUGAAUGACUAUGAGCAUGACAAGUGGCGAAUUAUUGCGGGGAAGGUUGGCAAUGGAUUUACACCAGCCGCGUGUCGUGAGCAGGCUUCGCAUUUCCAGUCGUUCCAGACUCUCCAGGGGGUGCAGCAGGUUCAGCAGGUUCAGAGGGCCCAGGAUGCCCAGGAUGUCGAUGCUUCGGGCUCACCUCAGAGUGGAGAUGGUCUCCGAGUAUAG